Molecule: messenger RNA, 2117 nt
Organism: Desarmillaria tabescens
Lineage: Eukaryota; Fungi; Basidiomycota; Agaricomycetes; Agaricales; Physalacriaceae
Product: general substrate transporter
Exons: 7
Coding region: 404-1924 (506 amino acids)
Biological process (GO): transmembrane transport; carbohydrate transport
Cellular component (GO): membrane
Molecular function (GO): carbohydrate:proton symporter activity
Source: RefSeq, a predicted model, not a curated record
GGGCUUGCUCCGAACCUACUUUCAGAUCCACUUUCCCGACAACUGUUAACUUCCAACCUCUACUGGGCGUACCUUCCUGGAUCUGCGCCUAAAUAUACACGACAAAUACCACAGUUUGGGGGUUGGUGAAACUCUUUGUCGUUUAUCCUGUGUUCUUGCCCUUUAAACGUGUAGUUUUGCUGUCUGCAGUCUUCUCUGCACCACUGGCAAUCUACUAGCCGAUAUCUGAUGCUUACAGGGACGCCAAGCUUAUCAGAACUAUGCCUCUUGCACACCAUGACGGGGGACGGAUGCUAUACGGACAUAAAUUGCCUUAGGGCCAAGGGCGUAUCAUAAAUCCGAAAAAUGCGAGUCCGAGUCAGUCAGCACCCCCAAGAGUUUCUCUUGACGGUGGACUAUCAUCAUGGACGUACAACCCCCUGCCAACCGAUAUCUCAGAGCUCUCCGCAACUCUCAUUUCAAUCAGCUGCUUAGACUGAGAAAGAAAGUACCAACCUAUGUCUGGUGCUCGCUCUUCACUGCACUCGGGGGCUUUUUGUGGGGUUAUGAUACUGGAAGCAUUGGACCCAUCUCUGUUAUGCCACAGUUCGAAGCUCAGUUUGGCGCACUUUCACCUACAGCACAAGGCCUCUUGGUCUCCUCCAUCCUUAUCGCCGCGUCGAUCGCGUCUUUGGUUGCAGGACCUUUGUCGGAUCGUAUUUCCCGGACACGUACCAUCGCUUUAGGUGGGGCCGUGUUUUCAGCAGGUUGUGCUAUUGCCUGUUCCGCGCAACAUCGCCCCCAGCUAUUUAUCGGGCGCUCCAUCGCAGGCGUCGGGCAAGGUCUAUUCAUUUCGAGUAUCACCGUCUAUGUUACAGAAAUAUCUCCUUCCGCUAGUCGUGGUCGACUAUCGACGUUCGUACAGUCAUUCAACACCAUCGGGAUCAUGACAGGUGAUUUCUCCUGGCGAUUUCCAUUGGCUCUUCAAGCUGUAGUGGCCAUCAUAUUGGCCGUUGGGACACCCUUUUUUCCGCACUCUCCUCGAUGGCUGAGGCAUGUGGGUCGACAUAGAGAUGCGGAGGAGGCCAAGCGGCGCCUUGGUAUUACUGGAACAAGCACCAUAGAUGACAAACCAAACUCCUCAGACACCGGCUCUAGUGGUCACUUCGCCCAGGAUUUAAAAAAUCUCUGGGGGAAGGGUAUCCUCAUGAGAACGAUAUUCUGUGUAUUCAUCAUGGCCAUGCAGCCGCUUUCGGGCAUUGACGCCGUACUUUACUAUGCCCCGACACUUUUCUCUCAGGCAGGACUAUCAUCGACAACAUCUUCUUUCCUCGCUUCUGGUGUCUCUGGUAUCGUAAUGGUUCUCGUUACCCUCUGUUCACAGUGGUUCCAAGACAAAUGGUCCCGUCGCACUCAGCAGAUUGGAGGAUCUGCUACAUGUGCUCUUGCCAUGCUUAUCAUUGGUACAAUCUACCUUUCCCACGCCAACAGCACCGAACCUGGAAGAACCGUCAUCAUCUGCUUCAUCUACAUUUUCGUCGCGGGAUUUGUCUCGAGCUGGGCCAUUGUCACCCGUAUAGUCUGCAACGAAGUCCAACCGACCAAAACACGUGCGGCAGUUUCUAGCCUAAGCCAGUGCGCCAAUUGGGUAGUGAACUGCGUGGUAGCGUUCUCAACACCGCUGUUCCUUAACCGCUCUAGUUGGGGUCCGUACUUUUUGUUUGGGGGGUGCUCCUUGCUGAACGCAGCGGUGUGCUUUGUGUUCCAACCGGAGACGAAGGGAUUGACUCUGGAGGCGAUUGAUAGUGGGUUGGACGAUACGCCGUUCCAGUCUGCGUUGAGACGCCCGAUUGGGAAUUUGCGCAAUCGUGAUAAUAAUGCUAAUGGGCCCAGCGACGAAAGCAACACAACUGCGAUUGAACUGGUAGAGGGCCCUCUUCAAUGAGAACCGAGGGUGGUAGUCGUAUGUUUUAAACUAGUAUGGUAGACGGUAUUACUUCGAAUUGCUUCUUCGACCCGUGGGUACCCAACAACGUCGACCACAUAUUGGCGUCGGACUGCGUUGACAGAAGCCACGUGGGCAGCAUAACAGAACCGCAACAAUAGUUGAUAUAGAUCAAAAAUGUUUCAUUGAUAUA